UCUGGUUCAUGAGCUGAAGACUCAUCCUAGAACUCGAUCCUGUAAGCUAGAACUCGAUCCUGUUGUAAGCUCAGUAAGUUCCAGAGAAAUCAUCCAAGACACUUAUAAACAUGUCUUGCUGUGGCGGGAACUGCGGAUGUGGCUCGGGAUGCAAAUGCGGCAAGGGCUGCGGCGGAUGCGGUAUGUAUCCUGAUGUGGCCGAGAACAGCCGUGAGACCAUCGUCAGCGGCGUUGUCCCCGUAAAGAUGUACCAUGAAGUGUCCGAGAUGAGCUCUUCCGGAGCAGAGAACGGUGGCUGCAAGUGCGGAAGCAACUGCUCAUGUGAUCCCUGCAAGUGCUAAUGAGCAGCACGAUGUCCCCCCACACAAAGCAGACCCCGUUACUUGUUAUUAAGAAGCAUCGACUCGCGGUUCGGUGACCUAUCCAUAGAUCUAUAAUGAAGCAUAUGUAACCAGUAAAUAAAGCAGCCAUGGCGUCUACAGAUCCUUUUUCCGGGGCUUUGAAGAUGCUCUAAGGCUGUGUAAUAGCUUGUAAUUUCAUUUGCUUUGCUGUGGGUAUUAUCGUUUGAGAAGGAGAAGACUGAAUGCAUAGUUAUGAAGUUUACUACUAGUGCGUAUCUAUCUAAUCCUAUUGGCAUUCAAUCUGA
This is a messenger RNA of Eucalyptus grandis, 646 nucleotides long. Its product is annotated as metallothionein-like protein type 2. Gene Ontology annotation, molecular function: metal ion binding. The record is from RefSeq and is a predicted model, not a curated record. The coding region runs from base 111 to 341 and encodes 76 amino acids. The transcript has 3 exons. NCBI's taxonomy places the organism in Eukaryota, Viridiplantae, Streptophyta, Magnoliopsida, Myrtales, Myrtaceae.